AUGCAAUUGAAGCACGAAGAGACCACGGGUGGCAUUGCGCCGACCCCUGACUUCGACGCUCCUCCCACCGUCGUUGGCGAGAAGACAUCCGGGCAGACUGUCCCGCUCGGUUCCAUCUUUGGCCCGACCUAUGUCACCACUCAGCUCCUCGUGCAACAGACGGCCUACAAGCUCUCGGACAAGAUCUUCUCCUUCUCCCCUGAGACGUUCAACCUCGAUGUGGCCGUGAAAGACUGGUCGCGCGCCGGCGAGAAGAACGCACACGGCGAGAAAACGACCGUCGUGCCGCUUCAAACACGCGCCGGCGCAGGAACGCUUGCCCUAGGCUACAUCUUCUCCAAGGACUUUGAUCUCAGCAAGCGACACAUUCCCCAGUCCCUCUUGGCUCCCUCGCUGAGCCUCCGCCACCUGCGGUCAGCUUUGGAUCAGCUCUCACUCCUCUAUGGCGUGGCCAGCCCAUUCGUCGCCCACGUUGCCGCUGCCGAUUACUCAGCUCAAGACGGCCUCAUCCCUGAGUAUGAGAGCGCCCUUCAGAUCGCCGAGGAUCUCGGUUUGGGUCUUGUCUCGAGCGCCUCUGCCUACGAGGCCCAGCACAUGUCGCUCCUUGCGACCCUUUUGGCUGCCUUGCUGCCUACGGUUCACGUGUAUGACGGACUCCGCGUUGCGAGAGAGACGCUGCGAGUUGUGGAUGCUCUGAGCGAGACCAGCAUCGCCGCGGUGUACAAGCGCAUCUCCGCCCAGGUUGCCACCUUGAACAAGAGGCUGGACACGGCCGGAAAGGUUGUCGAGCUUCUGCGCCUGUUUAACGACGAGCUUGGCACCGCCUAUGCCCCUUUCGAGUACCACGGCCAUCAGGCGCCCGAGCUCGUUCUCGUCGUGUUUGGCAGCAUCGAGUCGCAGCUUGCCAAGCAGGUCGUGAACACGCUGGCGGCUGAGGGCAAGAAGGUUGGUGCCGUCAAUGUCCGCAUUUACCGACCCUUUGUGGAAGAGGCCUUCCUUGAAUGCCUCCCCGAGUCGGUACGCCGGAUCGCCGUCCUGGGUCAGGUCCGCGACGCUAUGGCCGUGGAUGAUGCAUCGGUGCAGUCUGUGCUGUUUUCGGACGUUCUCACUGCCGUCUCGUUUGCCGAUCAGUGGUCCCAGGAGCCGGCUGUCGUUGAUGUCAAAUAUGCCGCGUCGACUCUCCACACGCCCAGCUCCAUCGCCUCGAUCAUCCAUAAACUCACCAGCAAAGACGGCCAGAGUGAGGUCAGCCUGAUUCUGCGGUCUCUGGAGAAGGCCCAGCAGUACACGUUCUGGGACAUCGACAACUCGGCAGCAGUUGACUCACCUUCGGCCCUCGGUAAACUGCUUGCUCGCGAAUCCCCAAGCAAUGUCUACGUCCAUGAGACAUACGACAAUCUGAUCCAAGGCGGUGUUGUCCGCACUGAUAUCAGGAGUUCCGAGAAGCCCAUCGAGGCUCCCUUCGCUGUUGAGGAGGCCGACGUCAUAUACGUUGGCGAGGAGAAGCUGCUCAAGGAUGUUGCCAUUGUGAAAGAUGUCAAGUCUGGCGGCAAGCUGAUUGUUCGGCUGCCCAACUUCAAGCCGGAAGACAUUGAGAAGCGGAUUCCUGCACCGGCAAGGAAGGAAAUCCAAGACAAGAGAGUGGGACUCUUCGUCCUCGAUUCUUCCUUCUCGCCCGCUCUGGAGAAAGAAGCCAAGCUUGUUGCCCAACUUGCAUUCUUACAGGUCGCGCGACCUGAGAUCACCCAACCGCAGCUCGCCAAGUUUGGCGAGAUUGCCCAGGAUCAGGUGGCGCUGUCAGAGUACACCGACGCUCUCAAUCAAGCUCUCCACAAGGUUGAGGUUCCCGCCAGCUGGGGCGAGGAAACAACGGAAGUCCUUCCUGUCCACGCGCUGAAGCCCACCAGCUUUGUCCCAUUCCAGAAAGAUGAGCCGGAGCCGGCACUCAAGCUGGAUAGCUGGCAAGAAGCUGCCAAGGGCCUAGUCUUCAAGGAGGCAUACGGCACUCAAAGCUCGCUGCGUCCCGACCUUAGCGUCAAGACGUUUACGAUCCACGUCAAGGAGAACCGCCGUCUAACGCCGCUCGCCUACGACCGCAACAUCUUCCACAUCGAGUUCGAUCUCGGCGACUCGGGUCUUACGUACAACAUUGGCGAGGCGCUGGGCAUCCACGCCGACAACGACCCGCAGCAGGUGCUCGAUUUCAUCGACUUUUACGGCCUCGACGCCAACGACCUCGUGCAGGUGCCGUCGCGUGAGGAUGCCAGCGUUUUCGAAACGCGCACCGUGUACCAGUCGCUCGUGCAAAACGUCGACAUUCUGGGCAAGCCGCCGAAGCGCUUCUACGAGGCGCUCGCCGAGUUCGCGACGGACGAGGCCGAGAAGAAGAAGCUCGAGUUCCUCGGCGGCAAGGAGGGCGCCGACGAGUUCAAGCAGCUCUCCGAGGUCGACACGGUCACGUACGUCGACGUGCUGCAACGGUUCCGCUCUGCGCACCCGUCCUUCCCGGACCUGGUGCGCAUCGUGGCGCCCCUCAAGCGCCGCGAGUACAGCAUCGCGUCGGCGCAGGCCGUCACCCCGACCUCGGUGGCCCUCAUGAUCGUCGUGGUCGACUGGGUCGACCCGCAGGGCCGCACCCGCUACGGGCAGGCGACGCGCUACCUGUCGCAGCUGAAACCGGGCACGCCCGUCACGGCCUCGGUCAAGCCGUCGGUCAUGAAGCUCCCCGCGCGGGACACGGCGCCGCUCAUCAUGGCUGGGUUGGGAACCGGGCUCGCCCCCUUCCGGGCGUUUGUGCAGUACCGCGCCAUGCAGAAGGCGCAGGGCAAGGAGAUUGGCGCCAUCCUCCUGUACCUGGGCAGCCGCCACCAGCGCGAGGAGUACCUGUACGGAGAGGAGUGGGAGGCGUACCUGGAUGCCGGGGUCAUCACGCUGCUGGGCGCGGCGUUUUCGCGUGACCAGCCAAAGAAGAUUUACAUCCAGGACCGCAUGCGCCAGACCAUGAAGGAUAUUGUCAAGGCGUAUAUCCGUGAUGAGGGGUCGUUCUACCUGUGCGGUCCCACAUGGCCCGUGCCUGAUGUUACGGCUGUGCUGGAGGAGGCGAUUGCUGUCGAGGCAAAGGAGAGUGGGCGUAAGGUGGAUCCGAGGAAGGAGAUUGAGCGGUUGAAGGAGGGUGGGAGGUAUGUGCUGGAGGUGUAUUGA
Canariomyces notabilis is the source of this 3201-nucleotide messenger RNA. RefSeq lists its product as uncharacterized. The record is from RefSeq and is a predicted model, not a curated record. Gene Ontology annotation, molecular function: flavin adenine dinucleotide binding; oxidoreductase activity, acting on the aldehyde or oxo group of donors; FMN binding. Gene Ontology annotation, cellular component: cytosol. The transcript has a single exon. Lineage: Eukaryota; Fungi; Ascomycota; Sordariomycetes; Sordariales; Chaetomiaceae. The coding region runs from base 1 to 3201 and encodes 1066 amino acids.